AUGUUCGGCGAUAGAGUCGUUGUGCCAGACUGUUUUCGCAAACGCAUUCUCCACCAACUGCAUCGAGGCCAUCCAGGAAUGGAGCGGAUGAAAUCCCUAGCGAGGAGUUUCGUGUACUGGCCCAACAUCGAUGCUGUCGUCGAAGACUACGUCCGCUGCUGUAGAUCCUGUGCUGAAGCUGCUAAGUCACCACGCAAGACGGACCUGGAGUCGUGGCCCAUUCCAUCGAAGCCGUGGAAACGAGUCCAUAUUGAUUAUGCUGGCCCAAUCAAUGGAUACUACUACUUUCUGGUAAUCGACGCAUAUUCAAAAUGGCCAGAAAUCUAUCGCACUCGAAGCACAAGUACAACAAAGACACUGGAGAUACUAGACGAGAUAUUUGCAAGAUACGGCAAAACUCUCGUCUCGGAUAAUGGAUCGCAAUUUGUUAGCGCCAGAUUCAAGCAAUUCUGUGAAGAAGCUGGAAUCACCCACUUAACGAUUGCGCUCUACCAUCCACAGUCUAAUGGACAGGUUGAGCGCUUUGUGGACACACUCAAGAGAGGACUCAAGAAGUUACGAGAGGGAGGAAAUCAUCCAGCAACUUUCCGACAUCUUCAAACAUUCCAUUCCAUUUAUCGAUCCACGCCCAAUCGAAGUGCUCCUGAUCAUAAGUCUCCUGCAGAGCUUUUCCUUGGUAGACCCAUCACUACUACUCUGGAUCUGCUCAAACCCCGCAAGACACCGACACCAGCUGUAAACAGUAAGCAAAAUAACCAGUUCAAUCGACACCAUGGCACCGUCAAGAGAGAGUUCUGCACUUAUGAUUUGGUGUAUAAGUAA
Molecule: messenger RNA, 822 nt
Organism: Toxorhynchites rutilus septentrionalis
Lineage: Eukaryota; Metazoa; Arthropoda; Insecta; Diptera; Culicidae
Exons: 1
Coding region: 1-822 (273 amino acids)
Biological process (GO): DNA integration
Molecular function (GO): nucleic acid binding
Source: RefSeq, a predicted model, not a curated record